ACUAAUAGUGAAACGUCAAAGUCAAAAGUGACGUGAUGUGUUAACCUAUAAAAUGAAAGUGUGCUAAAGAAAGCUUUUAAAAACAAAAUGCAAUCGCCUGACAAAAAUGAGGGGGACGGACCACACCAUAAACAUCGUACACACUACAAAUUUAGCCCAGAAGAAGUAAGAGUGAUAAAAGAAUGUAAUCGCGAAGCCUUCUACCAAAGAUGCAUGCCUUUAAGUGCACUGUUUGGGUUUACAACUUAUCUGGGUGUUAAAUCAGGACGUUUUCGUGCGAAUCCUCGGUUUGGAGCUAUUCCAAAAGUAACAGCUUCUGUGGUGGUAGGGUAUUUUUUGGGAAAAUUUUCGUAUCAGUCAAAAUGCGCGGAAAAAUUAAUGCAGCUUCCAAACAGUCAAAUUGGGGAGAUGCUGAGAAGACGUAGACAAGGAGUACUACAAGAAAGCUUAGAGCCUGGAUUUGGUCCAGGAAUGUCACUAGCACCAUUCAGUGGAAUAUCUUCAUCUGAUACAUAUACAGACUUGGGGCCUGGUAGCAGUAUUGACUUAGAUACAUCAAGACCACAAUAUGAAGGAUUAGAUGAUACCCAUAGACCUUCAGUUGAUAAUCCAAUUUAUGAAGAUGAUAUGCCUCCUGUUCAGAAAAAUGUUACUACUUAUGAUGAAUUAAGAAAGAAAAACAGAGAAGAAUAUCAACAACGACGCACAAUGAGUUAUAGUAGAGAACAAGCCAGAUCUGUACCACCUCCUACUACAUCUAGUCCACCACCUGGUUCCGGUACAGCAGAAGGACCCAAAAAUAAAUAUGGAGACGUCUGGGAAUAACUUAAAUGUUAUAAAGUGAUCAGUAUGAACUUACUUAGAAAUACAUAGUAAAAAAAAUACGCAUUUUCUGUUGUU
Zophobas morio is the source of this 900-nucleotide messenger RNA. RefSeq names its product OCIA domain-containing protein 1 (gene asrij). Lineage: Eukaryota; Metazoa; Arthropoda; Insecta; Coleoptera; Tenebrionidae. The transcript has 5 exons. Bases 88 to 825 code for a protein of 245 amino acids. Gene Ontology annotation, cellular component: endosome. The record is from RefSeq and is a predicted model, not a curated record.